UACAACUAAAGAGAGAGAGAGAGAGAGAAAGAGAAUAAAAAGACACCUUGAAUUAUUUUGAUAAUAAGCUCUUAUCGUGAGGUGGUGAACGUGGCAAUAUAGGAUUGGUUCGUAGGUGAAAAAUGGGGAAGAAGACAUGGUUCGACGACGGAGGGAUGAGGAAAGGAGAGUGGACGGCGGAGGAAGACCAGAAGCUCGUCGCUUACAUCAACGAGCAUGGCACCUGCGAUUGGCGUUCUCUCCCCCAAAGAGCUGGUUUGCAGAGAUGUGGAAAGAGCUGCAGAUUAAGGUGGCUUAAUUAUCUAAGGCCUGGGAUUAAAAGAGGCAAAUUCACUGCUCAAGAAGAAGAAGAUGUUAUCAAACUUCAUGCUGUUCUAGGAAACAGGUGGGCAGCCAUAGCGAAGCAGAUGGAGAACCGAACAGACAACGACAUCAAGAACCAUUGGAACUCUUGUCUCAAGAAAAGACUGUCGAGAAACGGAAUCGACCCGAUGACCCACGAGCCCAUCAUCAAUAACCUCACCGUCAAGACCACUAGCGAAGAAUGUGGUAGCUCUUCCACGACGACGUCGCCGUCGCUGGCGAGCCCUUCCUCCUCCUUAUCCUCGGGCUCGGCUCGGUUCCUGAACAAGCUCGCGGCGGGUAUCUCAUCUAGACAACACGAUCUCGACAGGAUCAAGAACAUCUUGUCGAACCCGAGAAUCACAAGCAGUGAUCAAGACGAAGAAGAAGAAGGGUAUAAGAGGGAUCAGAAGAUUGGUGGUGGUGAAGAAGAUGAUUUUCCGAUGUGGAUCGAUGAGGACGUUAUGCGUUAUAUGGAGAUUGACGAAAUGGAAUGUGAGACGACGUCGUACGACUCUGUCUUGUAUGAGAGUAUGCACGUACUUGAUAGUCUUUUCUGACUCGGUCUAGUGCUAGUGUGUAUGAGUGUGGCUGUGCAUUUACUUGUAAGCAUAUGUUAACAGAUGAACAUUUUAAAUAUUAUUGUUGCGACCAAUAAUAUUGAUGUGGACUAUUUUGACCAAGAAAAUGAUUUCCUUUAGGGAAAGUCUUUUACCAUAUGAUAUUUUUGGUCGUACCAUAUGGUUUUUAA
Eutrema salsugineum is the source of this 1093-nucleotide messenger RNA. Its product is annotated as transcription factor MYB106. The record is from RefSeq and is a predicted model, not a curated record. NCBI's taxonomy places the organism in Eukaryota, Viridiplantae, Streptophyta, Magnoliopsida, Brassicales, Brassicaceae. The transcript is spliced from 3 exons. The coding region runs from base 123 to 902 and encodes 259 amino acids.